GUCAGCGUAUGGAACACUAAUUUUGGAGGCUCUAUCCCGCUGCAAAACACUCAUGUCUCCGCGCACCUCUCUAGAGAGUUCUCUCUCCUUCUAGGAGCACUUUUCGAUAUCCCAUUUGUCAUCGGCUACCAGUCCAUCAUUGUUCCUUCUGUCGCGUUCUUUUACUACAAGCUGUUCGACUCGGCGGAGUACCAGGAGCGAUUCCCGCAGACCUUCGCCGAAGCAAUGAUCAGCUUCCUCUCCACUCUUCAACGUCUCGCGGACCAAAUCGAGUAA
This is a messenger RNA of Dibothriocephalus latus, 276 nucleotides long. Lineage: Eukaryota; Metazoa; Platyhelminthes; Cestoda; Diphyllobothriidea; Diphyllobothriidae. The record is from the annotation of a GenBank genome assembly.